This is a messenger RNA of Ceratitis capitata (Mediterranean fruit fly), 5955 nucleotides long. RefSeq names its product NACHT and WD repeat domain-containing protein 2. The transcript has 17 exons. Gene Ontology annotation, molecular function: protein binding. The record is from RefSeq and is a predicted model, not a curated record. Lineage: Eukaryota; Metazoa; Arthropoda; Insecta; Diptera; Tephritidae. The coding region runs from base 503 to 5692 and encodes 1729 amino acids.
ACAGACAUACUCCACACAUUCCAGCAGGCAUUUCGUGGCUCCUUUCAUGUUUUAAUUAACACGACAGUGAUUACAGUCCCCGCUGUUGCAACACCCAAGAACAACAUGAAGUGCUAUGUGCAUACAUACGUGAAUUUAUGCACAUACACGUAUAUACAGAUAGACAUAUCUACGUGGCAACUUUCCGCUCUGCCUGUGUUCUGCACCUCGAUGUCUGACUGCUGUCUCAAAAACACAAUAACAUUAUCGAUCAAACAACAAAACUCUCAUUUGUGAUAUUUUUGGCCAAUUUACUCGUAUAUGGGGCUGUCAAUGUGGAUUUAACAGGUUUUAUGCACAAAAUUUUCAUCACAGUCGCGUAUUGAAUUUCAGCAAAAGUGGCCGGAAAACACGGAAAAAGUAAAAUCGUGGCCUAAAUUUUUAGUUUUGGGCUCUAAAAGUGCCUAAUGCAAAUCACAAUUAAGUGUUCAAAUUAUUUCAGAUUUCAAUAAAAUUCGUUAAAAUGGAUGAUCGUACGAUUGACUCCAUUUUUGCGGGUUCUCUGGAAUCCCUGCCGCCAGUUAGUUCGAAAAUUGUACGCAUUUUUACGAGUUCUACAUUCACGGAUACCACUAUGGAACGGAAUACAUUGAUGGCGAAAUGUUAUCCACGUAUUAAGGAUUAUUGCCGUGAAAAGCAUGGUCUGGAGUUUCAGGUUGUCGACAUGCGUUGGGGUGUUCGCGAUGAAGCUACCGACGAUCACAUGACCACGGAAUUAUGUAUGCGCGAAAUUCAGAAUUGUCAGCGACUUUCUAUGGGUCCGAACUUCAUUGUGUUUUUGGGUCAAAAAUAUGGCUAUCGGCCAAUACCGACUUACAUUGUCUCAUCGGAAUUGCAAUUGAUUUGUGAAGAACUCACUUCGAUGGGUGUUGAUCGGGCGCUACUAGAUUUGUGGUAUAAAAAGGAUAGCAAUGCUGUGCCUCCAAUGUCGGUUUUGCAACCGAUCUCAUCGAUUUUGAUAAACUUCAAUAAUAAGCGUGUUCCGAAGCUACAAGCUGAGGAUCAAGCAGUUUGGUGGGAUACCCUCAAUAAAAUGCAAAAAUUACUUAGAAAAGCUGCAGCUUCUUUGGGGGCUAGUGGAAAGAUGGAUAAGGAAUGUGUACACAACUAUUUCAUGUCAGUUACUGAACGUGAGGUCAUCAACGGCAUAUUGGACGUGAAGAAUACCAAAAAUCAUUGCUUAGCUUAUGUGCGUUACAUCAACAAUAUCAACUUGCAAAAUCUGAAGAAAGCUUCGCUUUUUGUGGAUAUCAUAAAUCGGAGUUUGGAUACGGAAUCGGCUAAAUUGCUGGGCGACUUACGUGACGUGCGUUUGCCGAACAAAAUCGAAUCGAGCAAUAUGCAGAAAUAUACUGUUGAGUGGAUAGGUCGCGAGGGUCUGGAUAUUGAAACGCACGAGGAGUAUCUUAAUCACUUCAUUUCACAUUUCUACAAGAACAUCGUCAAGUUGGUGGAUCGUGCAAUGCGCAAAGAAGACUCCAGUGCACAGGGGCAGAUAGUGACUGAAAUCCUACAGCAUUUGCACGCUUGUAAUAAUUCGGUAAAAGUUUUCUAUGGACGUGAAGAUAAUUUAGAACAUAUCAAGCGCUAUAUGCUGGGGGAUUCAGAUAAACCACUUGUCCUUUAUGGCGAAGGAGGUUGUGGCAAAACGUCGAUGUUGGCAAAAAGCGCUUCGCUCGUCGCAACUGAAUGGUUUGCUGAUAAACGGCCCAUCAAUGUGAUACGCUUCUUGGGUACGACACCGGAUUCGAGUGCCCUGACACCGACAUUAAUUUCGAUUUGUCAGCAGAUAUCUUACAACUAUAUGCUACCGUUCGAGAAUAUACCCGACGAUCUUGUACCUUUAACGGCGCACUUUAAGCAAUUACUAACUUAUGCAAGCGUGAACCAACCGCUAACCCUGUAUCUCGACUCGGUCGAUCAGCUGACGGGCACACAAGACUCGAAUAAAGUAUCGUGGAUACCGACCCGUUUGCCACCACACUGUAAGAUCAUCAUAUCCUGCGCCAACGAGGAGUCGAAUCCGACCGUUUCCCAGGAGUAUUAUGUAUUGCGCAAGAUGAUCGAUAUAGAAGAGAACUUCAUCGAGGUAACAGCUCUGGGCGAAGAUCUGGCAAUGAAUGUGAUCAAAAUGUGGAUGAAGACGGCAUGUCGCGAUUUAAAUAAUUAUCAGUGGCGUUUGGUGGCGAAUGCCAUAAGCAAAUGUUCCUUACCCAUAUUCGUUAAGCUGGUUUUUGCCGAGAUUUGUCGCUGGCGCAGCUAUACAAAACCGCAGGAGACACAUCUCGCCAACACAGUUAUGGACUCGAUUAUGAUGCUCUUUGAACGUAUUGAAAAACAGCAUGGUCGUAUUUUAGUUUUCCACGCUCUGGCCUAUAUAACCGCCGCCAAAUCGGGUCUAUCCGAAAGUGAAUUGGAGGAUCUCAUAUCGUUGGAUGACAAAGUAUUGGAUGAUGUAUAUCAGUACCAUAUGCCACCAGUGCGUCGUAUACCACCGCUGUUGUGGACACGUAUACGUAACGAUUUACCCAAUUAUCUCAGCGAACGCGAAGCGGAUGGCGUUAAUGUGAUGAAUUGGUAUCAUAGACAAUUCCGAGAUACAGCUAAGGAGCGUUACUUCAAAAAUAUGAAUAUGGCUAUGUAUUUUCAUUCGAUGAUUGCCGAUUACUAUCUGGGUAUUUGGGGUGGUGGUGUGCCGAAGCCGUUUAGGUAUACAGAGAUACAGCGACAUCGUUUCGGCUUAGCGGAGAAGGAGGGUUCAGCGGACAGAAAGGUUCCUAUACAGCCAUUAGUUUUCACCAGCAAGGAUGGCAGUUCAAAGCGUUAUAAUUUGCGAAAGUUUGGCGAAUUACCAUUCCAUUUCGUACGUUCGCGACGCUUUAAAGAUCUCUUCGAACAUGUGCUCUUCAACUAUGACUGGUUGCAUGCGAAACUUUCAAGUUGCCCACUACAAGCCGUGUUGGCCGACUUCGAAGAUGCCUCAGCGAAUACGGACAAUAAAGAGGCGAAGCGUGAAUUGAUGUUGGUGGCGGAUGCUCUGCGUCUGGGUGGUGCCAUACUCGCAGUCUAUCCGAAUAUGUUGUCACCGCAGUUGAUAGGUCGCCUACUGCCCGAGAUUGGUGGAAAUAAUAAUAUUAAAAUGUUACUGCGCGCUUGCGAUCGCUCUGGACCAAAAGAUUGUUCUUUAAUACCAGUAAAUCAUUGUUUGCAUACGCCAGGUGGUCCGCUGAAAUACUCUUUGGAAGGUCAUCAGUUUGCGGUUUUCGCCUUCUGUCUCACAAGUGAUCUUCGUUACAUGGUUUCCAUUUCCACGCAUUUCAUAACGUUCGAUCUAUCAACAUCGGAUCUGACGCGUGAUGUUAACCCAGGUAUUGAAGGUAUUAUGCAACAGCUGGUACUAAGUCCAGACAACAAAUGGGCUGCUGCGUACUCCAAUAACAAUCAGACGGUAUUGCUGAAUAUGCUGUCCAGCGAGUUUGUGGUGAUCGACAGUCCGUUCGAGGAGGAAGAUGGACCAGUUAGUGGCCUCUAUUUGUUAAACCAAAGUCUCUUUUUAACUUGCAAACUGCGUUGGGCUCAGUUCGAUAUGCGCGGUAAUUUGGUUGAUGUACACGAUAUACCUGGCAAUGUGGUUGAUUGGGAGAUUUUAAGCAUGGAGUUUCUGCGACCAAACGACUACAACGUUAUAUUUUGGUCCGGCUCUAUUAACGAGACUCGACUCCGUCUGGAUUCCUGUCGCCAUGAGGCGUACUCGGAACCUCUGAUGCUAUACAGUGCCAUGGCAAUCAAUAAGGCACGCAAUAGGAUUUACGCAUGCGCAAAUGAAAAUAAUUAUCAGGUAAGCGUCUUUAGUUUCGACGAAAGUGACUCCUCAGACUCCAUCGCCUGGACACUUGAAGACCAAUUGCCCAGAUUUGAGAAUGACGAAAAGGAGAUGUUGCUGCAGCUACGCUUAGAUCAAGAUGAUCGAAUGCUACUCGGCACUGCUGGCAAAGGUUUUGUUAUAUGGGAUUUCGGCAAGGAUGGCGAACGGCUGAGUGAAGAUUCCAUGUACUUUGCGCUACCACACGGCGUGCGCAAUAUCACCACGCGCAUCAUGCAAUCCAAUUCGAUUAUGGUCAGUUCUAAAAUGGAUUAUGCUGUGGCGGGUGUGCGUAAGAAUCUAUAUGUCUGGUGUUUGCAUUCGCGUCAACUGGCAAAGGUGCUGGAUGCGCAUUUCGGACGCAUCAUACAGCUUGAGGCGCUAACCAUUGGCAAUUGGAAUAAUGUUGUGACGUCAUCUAUUGAUCGUUCGGUUAAAGUAUGGAAUAUAAAUAACAUUUUCGAAAAGGUGCACGUGAUUGAUCGACAUGAGCUGCAGAUUGACAAUAUAAGCCUAUCCGAAGUUGAUUUGGGCGUCACAGUUACACGUAGCUGCGUUGGCGUCUGGGAUACGCGCUCUGGUCGUUUACUUGCCAAGCUGGCAGAUAGUCCUUUGGGCGCAAUUGUUACGCACGCGGAAAUAACGCCCGACGGUCGUUAUAUUAUUUCCUCAGAGACAGGAAAAUUUCUAAUAUGGAAUCGUAUUUCCGAACAAGUAAUCUAUCGCGACGAUCAACCGGGUAUACAGCAAAUAACGCUUAUGGAUUAUGGUUACAAAGUGUUGACGGUGUCGUGUCCGAAUAUCAAUAAUAAAGCAGCAGCGGCGUUGGCGGAGGCAGCAGCUGCUGCGGGUGAAGAAAGUAAUCGACUGACGGCUAUAACUAUAGUGCGUUCGGUGCCGGAAGGUACUAUACUCUUUCGGUUCGAAUAUCCCAUACGUAUGGUGCCUGGCUUGCCAUUUAGACAGUCCGUCAUAUCGGCUGAUUCGGCUUAUGUGAUCGUUUGUACCAUAGACAAAGCGAAUAAAGACUGUUUGGCGGUAUACAGCGCUACUAAUGGAUCAUUUGUUUCGAAAAUUUUACUAAAAGGUUGUGCAAUUAAGGAGGUGAUUUCUUUGGUGCCAAUGCCGCACAAAGCCAAUCAGGUGGCUGUUAUUAGCAGUGAGAAGGGUAGUGUAAUGGAUAUUAAAAGUAAGAAACAUGUGCGUUCCAUACCUAAAUGGGGUGGUUCAAUAACGAGAGAUGGCAAGAGUGGUCUGUAUGCGCCUACAAGGGGCGGCCUAGAGAUGCUGGAAUUACGCAAAGGCACCACUAUCAAGACAUUCAUACCCAAAGUGGCAGAGGGUGUGUUUUCUGUAAUAUGCCUCUUCACCGAAAAUGACGAGUAUGUUUGCUAUUAUCACAGCGGCCGCAAGACGAUACGUGUAUUUCGUACUUCCGACACCGAAAUGAUUGCCAACUAUCGCCUGCAAGCAGAGUUGACAGCAAUAAAGAGCAGCAAGGAUGGACGUUGCAUUGUCUUGGGCACCGUCGACGGCUGUAUGUCUGUGCUGGCGAUUGUCGAUCCUCAAAAGGAGGAAAUGUUCGAGUAUUUGAAUCAAUUGCCAUCGCGUGAUGAGAACUGGAAAGCUAAACUGGCAAAGCAGAAGGCGCGUGUCGGUUUUAAGGCCGCCAUACGUGUGGCUACCAUCUCUUCACGUUUCGAUAAGAGUAAUAAAAGUUCGCCGGGAAAUGGAGAGGCUGGUGAGGUGGAUGAAGAUGGUAACCCCGUGGAGAUUGCAUCUGUGGAGUAGUGUACAGUGCAGUUAUUGAAUAUUUUCUUCUCUUCGUAGUAUUAUAAAUGUGCUUCAGGGGUUCAUAUUCAUAUACAUAUGUAUGUAUGUAUGUAUGUAUGUAUGUAUGUAUGUAUGUGAAUGUUCCAUGAAUGCACAUGUAGAUGCUUUAAGCGCUUUAAGAGCAAUAUGAAAAGAACGUACAAAGUUAUUUGUUAUAAAUGGUUAAAGAUGAGUGAUGAAAAAAUGUAUUUAAUAAAAUUAGCUGCUUGCUAUUAAAUGUA